GAUACAUGCACCUUUAGUUGAGAAAGUAGUUAAAUCAAAUGGCGCUGGGCAUGAAUAGAGGACAAGAGGAAACGGGUGGAGACCUGAAGCCGUUUCGCACUUGGUGUCUCAAAUUGAGGGAGCCUGGUGCUUGCUUCUGGAGGCAUGUUGAAGGAAGACACCGGACGGAAGCAGCGGUCUUUCUGAAGAUCUCCGCGAGUGGUCCUUGGUUCUUCGACAACUCUUCUAAGUGUUCUAUGGACUCCUCUGUCAGAAAUCUUUUCGAGGAGCACCUGGUCGUGGCUGGUUAAUGGAUGAUUGACAGCUGCUCUUCCUGAACCCCAGGAUGCCUGUGGUGCCAGUGGGCGGGACAUCCUCUUCCCACCACGCCGUACCUGUCGCCCUCACCUGCUCCUGGCUGCUCCUGCUCUUCCACGCCGCCUUUGGUCAGAAACCCGCCAAGCUGCCUCUGAUUGGCCGGAAGCCCUUCAUCGCCGCCUGGAACGCCCCACUGGACAUGUGCACCAUCAAGUACAACAUCACCACCAACGCCGACCGCCUCUUCCACAUCCACGGGAGCCCGCGUGCUGAUUGGACGGGCCAGAACGUCACCAUCUUCUACGCCAACCGGCUGGGCUACUACCCCCACUACACGCCGCAGGGCGCUGCUGUGCACGGCGGCGUGCCGCAGAACUGCAGCCUGGACCAGCACCUGAUCAAAGCCUAUCAGGACAUCAACCACUUCAUCCCCUCAGAGGACUUCCGUGGCCUGGCCGUCAUCGACUGGGAGUUCUGGCGGCCUCAGUGGAGCCGGAACUGGCACAAGAAGGACAUCUACCGGCGCAAGUCGAAGGAGCUGACCGCCAAGGCGUACGUCAACGUGACGGCGGCACAGGUGGAGGAGCUGGCGCGGCGGCGGUUUGAGAAGAGCGCCAAGGCGUUCAUGCAGAGAACUAUCCAGCUGGGGACGCGCCUUCGCCCCAACGGCCUCUGGGGUUUCUACCUCUACCCCGACUGUCACAACUACAACCUGCAUGAGCAGAACUACACGGGCUUCUGCCCCUUGCUGGAGAGGCUGAGGAACGACGAGCUGCUGUGGCUGUGGAACAGCAGCACGGCGCUCUUCCCCUCCGUGGCGAUCCGGAAGAGUCACACCAACAGCAUCAGCAACCUGCACUUCUCCCGGCACAGGAUCCGGGAGUCGUUCCGCGUCGCCUCGCUGACCUCGAAGGAGUACGACCUCCCCACCUACGUGUACCUGAGGCUGGGCUACCGAGACGAGGCCCUGGCCUUCCUCACCAUGAAAGAUUUGAUCCACACGAUCGGGGAGAGUGCUGCUCUGGGAGCUGCAGGAUUCGUCAUCUGGGGGGACUUGAACCUGACCUCGUCCAGGCAUAACUGCACCAAGGUGAAAACCUUCCUGAGCCACCGCCUGGGUCAGUACAUCACCAACGUGACGCGGGCCGCUGAGGUCUGCAGUGACCACCUGUGCCAGAGUAACGGCCGCUGCGUCCGCCGGGACCCGCUCGCCCACCAUUACCUCCACCUGAGUGCCGACAGCUACCGCAUCCGGGCCUCCAGCGACGGGGACUUUGCCGUCACCGGGUGGCACUCGCAGCACGAGCUGCAGCUGCUGACCGAGAGGUUUCGCUGCCACUGCUACGAGGGCCACGAGGGCGAGCGCUGCGACAGCAUCAACCUGGUGAAGGAGGACGACGGGCCGCGGAGGGACGAGGACGAGGACGAGCAGGAGAGGCUGAGGACGGCGUGGGAGGACGAGCAAGGUGGGAGGAAAGGGCCAGAGGGGGAGAGCGAAGCGCCGCUGAACGGCUCCAGCUUACACCUGAUGUUGCUGAUGCUCCUGUUGAACUUAUCGUUACUGAAGACGGCCGUAUGACGCACCCUGACAAAAGGAGGGGUCAUUUUUCAACACACAGACAGAAUGAUGUUUUUCAUUUAAGUUGGAGACAGACCCAAUUCGAACCCAAAAUGUUAGCGUUUCAGCUGAUGUACCUCCAGCUACCUGUUUCAAAGACUUACCAAAUGUUGUUUAUUAUCAGUGAAUCCAAAAUUUUGGCCCGUUUCCAGACCACUCCCAGAAUCACUAACCAUAUCUCAGAUUUGAUCAGUGAUUCAAAUAGAUCUCCUGGCUGGAUCAUGGAUAAAACAUAAAUGCAUAAAGUCAGAAUGAUUAAUGAAGAAAAAUAGGCUGCUGAACAAAAAUACAGUCUGAAUGUCAGUCUUUACCACCAAAUAUCAUGUCUAGUUCCCAGAUCCCAAAGAAAAUUCUUUUAAACUGCUAAUUUACUCCAAUCAGGGAGGUGGGAGGAUUAAAAAUGUGUGUUUCAA
Molecule: messenger RNA, 2328 nt
Organism: Perca flavescens (yellow perch)
Lineage: Eukaryota; Metazoa; Chordata; Actinopteri; Perciformes; Percidae
Gene: hyal4
Product: hyaluronidase 4
Exons: 5
Coding region: 326-1876 (516 amino acids)
Biological process (GO): carbohydrate metabolic process; hyaluronan catabolic process
Cellular component (GO): cytoplasmic vesicle
Molecular function (GO): hyalurononglucosaminidase activity
Source: RefSeq, a predicted model, not a curated record